ACCAGCAAUGAUACUGAGUACACAGCGGUAUGUAAUGAAUGUAAUCAGGUUCCUCGUUGCUGGUAGUGACACUACGGCCAUGACCGUAGCCUGGUGUCUCUACUACCUCGCGCUAUAUCCUGAAAUACAGAACAGGGCCCGUGUUGAAGUGGACGCUCUCGGCCACGAUCCCAAUGCGACGGAGGACCUCGACAGGUUGGUCUUCGUGAAGUGUUGCAUACUCGAGGCCCUCAGGCUGCAACCACCGGCUGUGUUCCUUCUGCAUGAGUGUACUCACGACACAGAACUCGAUGGUCGCCGAAUCCAAGCCGGGACGAAUGUGCUGACCCUCUUCCGUAAGGCGAUGGUGGCAGAUGCCCCCAAACGUUGGCUCCUUCCUGACGGCUCGUCGAUAGACCAAGCACGUGAACGUGAUCACCUGGCAUUCGGUGGAGGUCCUCGUCAAUGUCCUGGGAAGAACAUGGCCGUCAAGGAGGCAGUGGUGAUCCUGACUUUGAUCCUAAGACACUUUAAUUCUAUUUCAUUGAACUGCCCUCCCUCGUUUGUCCGUGGCGAGGCUACCUUCACGUAUGGACCACUGAAUCUCGAGCUCCAAAUGCGGCGACGAGUUGGUUAA
Molecule: messenger RNA, 616 nt
Organism: Perkinsus marinus ATCC 50983
Lineage: Eukaryota; Perkinsozoa; Perkinsida; Perkinsidae
Product: cytochrome p450, putative
Exons: 3
Molecular function (GO): monooxygenase activity; iron ion binding; oxidoreductase activity, acting on paired donors, with incorporation or reduction of molecular oxygen
Source: RefSeq, a predicted model, not a curated record